Zea mays is the source of this 2340-nucleotide messenger RNA. RefSeq lists its product as uncharacterized. Gene Ontology annotation, biological process: response to aluminum ion; response to acidic pH. Bases 46 to 1302 code for a protein of 418 amino acids. The record is from RefSeq and is a predicted model, not a curated record. NCBI's taxonomy places the organism in Eukaryota, Viridiplantae, Streptophyta, Magnoliopsida, Poales, Poaceae. The transcript has 2 exons.
UUCCGAGUGCCAACCGCAACCGUAAAUUUCACAAGUGGAGAGGGCAUGAGCGCAAAAGGCAACAAUCUUAGCACAGCAGCACCAAAGCGCGUCGUGUCGUGCAAAUCCAACUUUGAUACCACUCGCUGCCUGGUUAUGGACUCCACCAGGAGCAACCAGGUCGCCGGCAGAUGCAACAGCACCAUCGCGUCAAGGGCUGCCACGGUCCCGCCGUCGCUGACCAUGCCGCGCGGCGAACUCGCUGACGCCAUCGUGGGCGGAGGCGGAGGAGGAGGAGCGGACGGGGACCCCCGGGCCGCCCUCCUCCGUCUGUCUGCUCUCGGGGACCGCAUGGCCGCCGUCCGGGGCCGUAUCUGCGCCUCUAUCUCGGGCGAAGCCCGGCCUCUCUCCUACGCCGACAUCCAAUCUGUCUCCUCCGAGAUCUCCGCCGCUGCCCAGCUCGUCGUCCUCAACGCCGCCGAGCUCCUCGCUUCCUCCGUCCCCUUUCCCGCCCCACCUCCACCUCCUCCUUCCGCCGCUCCCUCUCCCGCUCCCGUCCGAGAGAUCCCAGUUGUGGCCGCUUCCGCCCAAGAGCAACCCCUGGAGGCCGCCAAGGACGACGGUGGCUACGAGGUCGUGGAGCUCGACGCCGCCGAGCUGCUAGCGGAGCACGUCCACUUCUGCGAGAUCUGCGGCAAGGGCUUCCGCCGCGACGCCAACCUCAGGAUGCACAUGCGCGCCCACGGCGACCGCUUCAAGACCCUAGACGCGCUCUCCCGCCCUGGUCACGGCCAGCCGAAGCCGCCCGUUGGCAGCAACGUGCGCUUCUCCUGCCCCUUUGCGGGCUGCAACAGGAACCGCACACACCGCCGCUUCCGGCCGCUCAAGUCGGCGGUGUGCGCGCGGAACCACUUCCGGCGCAGCCACUGCCCCAAGCUCUACGCCUGCGAGCGAUGUGGCGGCAAGAAGCGCUUCGCUGUCCUGGCGGACCUCCGCAGCCACCUCCGCCACUGCGGCGAGGAGGCACAGUGGCGCUGCUCCUGCGGCACCACCUUCUCCCGCAAGGACAAGCUCUUCGGUCAUCUAGCGCUCUUUGAAGGCCACACGCCAGCAGUUACUAAGCCAAACAAGGAUGUGGUGACAGGGCCUACAGAGUCCACCAUUGAUGCUAUGGAGGAAGGGGGAUUUGAAGAAGGCAUUCCUGACCGGGAGGAGGAUGAAGAGGGCGGUUAUGAUCCAGAGUUCUUCAAGGAGUGGAUGGAUGAGCUCAGAGGUGGUGCUGGUGGCUCCAAUUGGCCUGGACCAGCAGCAGAUGGACAUUAGCAAUGUUGCGAGGGUUAAUAGGGUGAUAAAUAUUAUAAUUAGUCCUAUUGUGGAAGAAUGUAAACAACAAAUGAGUCUAUGACUAUUAUCAAGAGAGCAGAGCUAGUGCUAGAGGAUCCCACAUGAGUGGGGUUGAGAGGAGGGAUAAACCAAGGCAAGCCUCCCCCCAAUGUGGAGAGACUGCUUCGAUCCCGCGACCUGGUAACUCAGUGAAGCAGCUCUCACCAGUCACCACUACAUCAGGCCUGCUCCUCAAGAGAUGAAACUUUUUUGUUAAACUUUUGCCAAGAACUCUGACUAGAAUGAACAGCAUGUAGCUUGAAUUCAAUGGUGGCUGCACUUAUAAGUGAGUUUCAUAAAGUAAUAUUUAGUAGGUUUUAUCUUGAAUCUUUCUGCUGACAACUGGAGUCCUGUGUGUUCUCGCGAACUGUGUGGAUAGGGCUACAGGAUGUUGCUCCUGGCCUUAAUCACACCAUUUUUGCUGAUUGGUGGCUUCAGGCUAUGCAUCAUAUACCAAGGGUUUUUCGCAGAGGUUUUAACUCCUUAGUAAUCUUGGUAGCUUGGUUUUUAUGGAAGCUUAGAAAUGGGUGUGUUUGAGGAAGCCUCAGUGCCUCACCUAUCAUUGGUAGUAUCAUGAGGACUGUAGCUGAGGUGGGUAAGCUUUGGUGCAUGGCAGGAGCCAAAGGGCUCCGUAGGAUAUGGUCAUAGGGCUUCCUCCUUGGCUUGUGGUCGUAGCUAGUCUGUGUGGCGAGUAUUCUCGUGGUGUUUUGCCCCGCAAGGGGUUGUAAGAGACGUCUAGACUCCCUUUUCUUUCUUCUUAAUAUAAUGAUGUGCGGUUCUCCUGCGUGUUCGAGAAAAAACUGGAGAUCCUUGGGUUGAGUUUGGUUGCUGUAUAGUUUUUCCCUUUUUAUUUGAAGGUGGGUUUUCUCGCCCAGCAAUGCCAAGUUGAACAUCUGUUGGCUCCUUUUUUACUUUUCCGCGAUGUUACCACCAGGAGCAUCUAUGUACAUUAUGUUGAUUUCUUCACAAGGAAGCUAG